Messenger RNA from Hydractinia symbiolongicarpus, 3248 nucleotides. RefSeq names its product tuftelin-interacting protein 11-like. Gene Ontology annotation, cellular component: U2-type post-mRNA release spliceosomal complex. The record is from RefSeq and is a predicted model, not a curated record. Gene Ontology annotation, biological process: spliceosomal complex disassembly. Bases 294 to 2729 code for a protein of 811 amino acids. NCBI's taxonomy places the organism in Eukaryota, Metazoa, Cnidaria, Hydrozoa, Anthoathecata, Hydractiniidae. Gene Ontology annotation, molecular function: nucleic acid binding. The transcript is spliced from 25 exons.
AUUUUUUCUGAGGAUGAGGAAUGUUUCAGUUUGAUAAAAAAUAUUGUAUUGAAAACUGUAUGUGCUUCAAUUCUAUGUUGUCCUACUUCUGUUUUAUUUUUGAUGAUUUACUGUGCUCUUAUAUUUUGUCAAAUCUAUUAGAGAAGGCCCGAAAUUAAGCUUUUAUCAAUUUUUCUAUUUAAAAUGAAGAUAGAUAAUUAAAAAUAAGUUAAUAUUUUUUAGACUUUUAAGUCAAUACUAAGAAAUAAGUAUAUACACCAAAAUGCUUAGUUGGCAUUAAAUAUAUAACAGAAAUGGAUUCGGAAGAAGAAGUGGAGAGUUUUGAAAUUACCGAUCAUGACCUACAAAGUGAACUAAAUCCUGGAAGAAGACAUAUGCAAACUAAAGCUGAAGCAAUUUAUGGAAUCUGGGCAACAUCAGACGAUGAGGAAGAGGAAGGUGGAGGAUACCAAAGAGGUACAAGAAAAAAGAUGGCAAACUAUACUCAGCCAUUGGGUUUUGUAACAGGUGGACUAUUUCAUGACAAAGACGGAGAGCAAACUGGGAGUGGAGAUUCAGGUGACGAAGUAAUCAACACAGAAGAUGCCAAGAAAUUUGUGUCAAGUCAAAAUAAGAAAAAUCAAACAUUGAAACAAGAUGCUUCCAAAAAAAAUUUUUUUGAUGGUGCCAGAUUUAAAAAGAACACAAAACAAUUUGGAGCAUGGGAAAAAUACACCACUGGUUUUGGAAGUAAAAUGUUGGAAAAGAUGGGAUACAAAGGAAAAGGUCUUGGAAAAACUGGUGAAGGUAUAGUUGAACCUGUUCAAGCAUUUAAGCGAGGAGGAAGAGCUGCAAUAGGUGCUUAUGGUACAGAAAAGCCAGCUGGAUCUGAUCCUGUAUAUGACACUGACGAAGAGGAAGAAAAAGAAAUUAAAAAAGAGAUAGAAAAGCUUCAUCAAUGGAAAAAAACAGGCCAGGAAGUAAAGAAACCAAAAUACGUAUACAAAACAGCAGAAGAAGUGAAGAAAAGUGGUUCAGCCAAGAAGCUUGCUCCACUACUUUCUCACAGCAAUGUUAAGAUAGUUGACAUGACUGGUCCUCAAACAAAAGUUCUUCAAGGUUAUGGUUCAUUAGGCCAUCAACAUGCAAAACCUGAUGAAGCAGAGAAACAUCCUGGUAUAAUAGAAGAUGAUAAGAAAGCCUUCGAUAUUCCUGAACUUGUUUACAAUUUAAAUUUACUUGUUGACCUAGCAGAAUCAGAGAUUAUCAAUAUAGAUCGCCAACAGCGAUUUGAAAAUGAUAAUGUUGUCAAUAUGACACACGAGUUGGUAAGACUUGAAAAAGUUUGCAUUGAAGAAGAAAAUGAAAUCAAUAAUUUGGAACAUGUGUGCAAAAUAAUAGAUCGCUGCAAAGCUGGUCUCCAACCGGACAAAGACGAAGCGUUGACACUGAAAGGAUUAAUACAGUGCUUUCAAACUUUACAAGAAAAUUAUUAUGAAGAGUACAAGCUUUAUGGAUUGGAGAAACUUGUAAUCCCGCUUGGAUUUCCCUUGCUCUCUCGACAUUUUUCAGCAUGGCAUCCAUUCAUUAAUCCAACAUAUGGAAUUGAUGUCGUGAAAUUGUGGAAGAAUGUAUUGGAAGAGGAUAAACAGAAUACAAACUUCAAUUCUGAAGAACAGAGAAGUAUGGGACCUUUCGAACGGCUGAUCUGGGAAGUUUGGAUGCCUCACUUGAGAACUGCAAUCAGCCAGUGGAUUCCGAAAGAAUCUGAGAAGUUGAUUGAAGUUAUGGAGGCCUGGGUACAACUUUUACCUGACUGGGUAACUGCGAAUAUUCUAGAUCAACUUAUUCUGCCGAAACUACAGGCUGCUGUAGAAGGUUGGAAUCCACUGACGGAUCCAACUCCUAUUCAUUCAUGGCUUCAUCCAUGGUUACCUCUCAUGCGUAACCGUCUUGAACCACUGUAUGGACCUAUUCGUCAGAAGCUAGCAGCUGCUUUAAACAACUGGUAUCCAUCUGAUCCUUCUGCAAAAGUUAUACUCGAACCAUGGUUAAAAGUCUUUACAAGAGGAAGUGUGGAAGCGUUCUUGUUAAGGAGCAUUUAUCCAAAGCUUGAGCAAUGUAUGAUCGAGUUUAAAAUCAAUCCUCAUCAACAGUUGUUAGAACCAUUUCACUGGGUUAUGGCGUGGAAAGAUAUCAUCAGUGUACACCAUAUGGUUAGCAUACUGGAUAAGCACUUUUUCCCGAAAUGGCUGCAGGUAUUAAGGUCCUGGCUUGGAAACUCUCCCAACUACGACGAGAUUACAAAGUGGUAUCUCGGCUGGAAGUCAAUGUUUUCAGAAGAAUUUGCAGACAAUCCAACUAUAAAAGAGCAUUUCAAUCGAGGUUUAACUCUAAUGAAUCAAGCAGUUAGUGGAACUCUCCAGCCUGGUGCUCGUGAGAAUGUAGCUUACUUGACGAGUACUGAAAGAAGGCGAGAGGCUGAGCAGGCAGCAAUGAAAGCAGAGAAGGCGCAAGUUUCUGCAUCAGUUACUGGUGGAGUGCCGACAAGAUUCAAAGAUUUGGUUGAACAAGCAGCUGAAGACAACGGCAUAUUGUUCAUUCCGCUUCCCAAUAGACGUCACGAAGGCAAGACUGUGUAUUCGUUCGGUAAAUGUGUCAUUUGUAUUGACAGAGACGUUGUGUUUUAUUCCUCUGAGGGAAAUUGGAAACCGUCGUCUCUUCAAGACCUGUUACGGAUGGCUAGAUGAUCAUAAAUUUACUGCUUGGCCGGAUUAUGAAUUUAGCAUAGAAGGGUGUGUUUCACUCUACUAUCUUGAUGUUGUGAUCGUAUGGCGCGCUAUGGUGCGUUAAGUCAAUACUUCGAAUGCUAUGGGUGCAUAAAUAUCGGGGGCUUCUUUAAUGUUGAACCAUGAACAAAAACAAUAUAAAAAUACAAUAAACAAUUAGUUUGCGUAGCUGUGAAAUAUAAGGGAGCGGAAUUUAGAUUGCUAUAAACCUUUUAAUUGUUCGUUUUGUGUAAAGAGUUGUUUUCAACCAUCUGCUACUAUUUAAUAGCUUAGUGCAGACACAAAAAAUGUAAAAUCUUUAUAAUAUUUUUGUGUGUAUUGACGGGUCCUUGCCGAUGUCAAAAGAAAAUUGUCAUCCACGGGUCAUUGGUGACGUCAUCAAAAUUCAAAUGAUGAAUCUUUGUUAUUUCUUUUAGUUUAGUUUAGUUGAUGUAUUGUUAGGUCUAGCUGAAAAAAGUGUCAUAGAACUUCUCGCGUGAA